UACAAAGUCAGCAUAGAGACUGACAGCUCGGUCUGGAAAUUGUACGUCCUUUGGAGAGAAAAGGCUAUUUGUUUGUGAUGGACAACUGGCCGACCGAAUGACCCAGAUGAGUAAGGACUACUAAACGAUUUAUAUUGUGGGAUUGAAUUAUCGAUACUGAUGGUGAAUAUUUAUACGAUUUCACGCCCAUGAAAUUAUGUCUAUGGUUGUUGUGAUGUACACUGGCCAGGCAGUUUUUCCGUAAAUAUUUGAAUAUUUGGUUUAUUUAAACCAGAAGACAGAACGCAAGAUAGCGUAUACGUAAUGACUGGGUUCUUGAUCAAUGUUGCACUUAAUGAGAGGGCUAUCGUUGAGCAUAUUACAAAAUUAAUAUUAUAAUUACUAUUGCCUCGAGGAUGGUGCAUAUUUUUAUAUGCCUGUCACAGCAAAAGAAAACACGUUACCGAACGGGAUUCAUCGCCUUAUUUUGAUCACGUCAACUCGGAUCAGAGAUACAGAGAUAUUGGAAUUACAACUAAUGCCUUGACAAAACCCAGGAUUUAUUUGUAUUGUAGGCUAUUUCGUCCUAUAUCCUAGCGUGUGAACGAGGCGAAGAGCACAGAUACAUCUUCCUUCGAGUCAGCAGGUGCGGGACCUUUGAUCACAAAUAGGCUAACUGAGAUGUGCAACAUUGAAGGCCUAUAUCCUUCAUACAAGUUGUAAAGGCUAUUGCUUGUGAUUACAAAUGUUUCAGAUGUUAUUAACAAGCAUACUCUUAGCCAGCAACAACAACAACGCUAGAGAAUAUUUGGCUAAAGCAAAACGUGCUUUACACUUUCAAGAAUAUGAUUGCGUCUGUUGCUCACAGGUUUAAAAGCGAUGACUCGCGCCUUGUUAAAGGCUAUGGGCUUUGUAUUCGCGUUUAUUAAGACGUCACGGUGCGUACUUGGUAUGCCGGACAAUGUGACAAGACAAACGAUCAAUCGUAGAUGUGCGCUGAAUAUAUAACGCUAAACGUACAGUCAAUCGGUUAGUGGGUUUGCCUGACUGCUCGCUGCAGUAAUUAACCAUCUUAAAAUGGACGAGUCUCUAUCCUUAGGCUAUUUAAGGACAUUAAAACUGGCUUAUACGUUUAUCGAUGGUCUACUGGGUUUAGAAACCGCAGGAGUAAAGUAUGGCACAUUAAUUUGUUCGAUAUUUGAACAUAUAGGUCAAGAAACAUUUUAUUUCAUCGCUGCCAGACAGCCAAUUACAAUGUAAUAACAUUCUGAAAUAAUCCUUGCUCAGAGCAUAUUGAAACUGUACAGAUUACACGACAGAAUGAAAACGAAUUGGUGCAAGCAGAGGAUUGGUCUCUAAAUAGCCUUUUAGAUGAGCAAUCUCAUUUGAUUUUCGUUUCGCGCCAUCACUCUUUUUGGACUCAAAUAAGCUUCAGUGAGAGGAGCUUGGCUCUGCAAAACUUUAGGUCAGGAUACUGUGGUUCUCAAGACACAAUUAUAUGCAACUUUGACCAUGUACUAUUAAUCAGAUAAUAAUGAAAGGAACUGAAUAAAAAAAAAAAAACUAAUAAUCUACACGUCUGUAGAUCCACCCAGCCCUUGGUGAAUCUUGGCAAGGGGAUGAUAAAUAACAUCAGUAGUCUAAUGUCACACAUCAAUACAUGUUCUAAGGAUUACACCCCUCAGAUAUACACCAACUAUAAAAGCAGUGUUGGAUGUUAUGGUGACCCGUGUUUGGCUUCUGAACAUGUUGUACUGAGCAGCACAAAGGAAUCGCACUCAACUGGACUUCAUCUCCCAGUCCUGAAGAAGGCAUCUUUUUUUCACAGGCCUGCCUUGACUCUCCGGUAGCUUUGUGGAAGAUCAGGAUCCUGGCUCACAAAGGGACAGCCAUGGAUCUGACCUGAGCGCUCUGUCCCUUCACGGACCUACCCAAAUGUGAACGGGGCUUGUGGAAGGUUCAUGUUAAAUUCACAACUACUCAUACGUGGUAACAAACCCUGCUACACACACACAUUACUGACAGGACCUGGAACUGCCCCAGAGGACGGGGACAGUGAUGGACAGUGGCGCUUCGGCCUGCCUGUCCUCUGAUCUGUCCCUGCCUUGGAUAAGGAGGCCUGGAUUCUCCGGAUGGGCCCUGCGUGGCUCGUGUGCGUGAGUUGACAGAGGCCAGGCCCACACCGCCGACCAGCAGCCGGGCAGCCAUGGACCCGUAUGCCGCCCUGCCCUGCACCAGCUGCGGGGGCUGCUGCGAUCCGCCUCCCCCUGGCCUAGUGCUCACCGGUCCCCUCGGCCCUCCCUAUGGCCCCCCUCUCCCGCCCGCCGCGCUCCCACACAUGUCCCCGGCUCCCCCGGCGUGUGCUGCCACGGCCGUCCGGGAUGAGAACGGAGGCGGCUGGAACUCCUCCGGCUCCCCCGACGCGCACGCCGGCAGCCGGGGGGGAUCGUCCUCCGCUGCCACCAACCCCUACUGGACGGCUGUGUUUGACUACGAGGCCACCGCGGACGAGGAGCUGACCCUGCGGCGCGGGGACCUCCUGGAGGUCCUCUCGAAGGACUCGAAGGUGUCCGGGGAUGAGGGCUGGUGGACCGGCAAAAUUCAGGACAAGGUGGGCAUCUUCCCAUGCAACUAUGUCACGCGUAGGGACGCCGGCAGCUACCCGCGGCUGACCCCAGGAGGGCUGGUAGUGGGUGGCGUGCCCGACGGGUGCCCACUGGAGAUCAGCUUCACAGAGCUGGUGCUGGAAGAGGUAAUAGGGGCAGGGGGGUUCGGAAAGGUUUAUAGGGGGGUGUGGCAAGGGGAGGAAGUGGCGGUGAAAGCCGCCCGGCAGGACCCGGACGAGGACAUCAGCGCCACGGCCGAGAGCGUACGGCAGGAGGCCCGGCUCUUCUGGAUGCUGAGGCACCCCAACAUCAUCAACCUGAUAGGGGUGUGCCUGCGAGAGCCCAACCUCUGCCUGGUGAUGGAGUACGCCCGCGGGGGGGCCCUGAACCGAGCCCUGGCUGGGAAGAAGGUGCCCCCCAGGGUACUGGUGAACUGGGCCGUGCAGAUCGCCACAGGGAUGGACUAUCUGCACAACCAGACCUUCGUGCCGGUCAUACACAGAGACCUCAAGUCCAGCAACAUCUUGAUCUUGGAGCCCAUUGAGAGGGACGACCUGGGUGGUCGGACUCUGAAGAUCACGGAUUUCGGCCUGGCCCGGGAGUGGCACCAGACCACCAAGAUGAGCGCGGCGGGGACCUACGCCUGGAUGGCCCCGGAGGUCAUCAAACUCUCCCUGUUCUCCAAAAGCAGUGACGUCUGGAGUUUUGGGGUGUUGCUGUGGGAGCUGCUGACUGGAGAGGUUCCGUAUCGUGAGAUAGACGCCCUGGCUGUGGCAUAUGGAGUGGCCAUGAACAAACUUACCCUGCCAGUGCCCUCGACCUGCCCCGAGCCCUUCGCUAACCUGCUGGCCGAGUGCUGGAGCCCUAACCCCCACAGUCGCCCGUCCUUCACUAGUAUCCUGAUGCGACUGCUGGCCAUCGAACAGUCAGCCAUGUUCCAGAUGCCCCUGGAAUCCUUCCACUCUCUGCAGGAGGACUGGAGACUGGAGAUCCAGCAGAUGUUUGAUGAGCUCAGAGCCAAGGAGAAGGAGUUGCGUUCCUGGGAGGAGGCGUUGGCUCGCGCAGCUGAGGAACAGAGAGAGCAGGAGGAACAGCUGAAAAGGAGGGAGCAGGAGCUGGCGGAGAGAGAGAUUGACAUUGUGGAGCGUGAACUCAAUAUCAUCAUCCACCAGAUGUACCAAGAAAAGCCCAGAGUCAAGAAGCGCAAGGGCCACUUCAAGAAGAGCAGAUUGCUCAAGCUGGGCCGAGACAGCAACAGCAUCAGUCUGCCCUCUGGCUUUGAGCAUAAGAUCACCGUGCAGGCAUCGCCGAGCGUUGACAAGCGGAAACCCCAGGGCAGUGAGAGCCCCACGCCCCCGGCCAGUCCAGGGGUCAUUCCACGCCUCAGGGCCAUACGACUGACUCCCAGUGAUGGGAGCAAGACGUGGGGACGCAAUGCUGUUUGCAAGAAAGAGGACCUGGCCACAAGCAAGAAAAAGGGACGCACCUGGGGCCCAAGCUCCACCCACCAGAGAGAGAGACUGGGCGGGGAGGACAGGUUGAAGUCGCUGGGCGACGGGUGCAAGGUGUGGUCAUCUAGUGCCCCUAACCUGGGCAAGUCCCCCAAACACGCCCCCAUGACCGCUGGCUUCUCCAGCCUCAAUGAGAUGGAGGAGCACUGUGAGUUGGAGGAGUCGCCCGGCUCCCUGGUGCCCGCGGAGUCCAGCAGUAACGGCUCCGUGGAGGAGGGCGGCCCUCCGUGGGGCGGGCCGGGUCCUGCUGGCCUGGGGAGCGGGGUGGGUCACCAGGACUCUCUGCGGCGCUGCAGCCAGAGGAAGAAGAGUGACCUGGUGCUGCUUGGAUGUGCCUCCCUGUUGGCCUCGGUGGCCCUGGGCCAGGACCUGCUGAAGCUGGGGAGGCAGCAGGUACCGCGAGGAGUACAACUGGACGAACAGGACCUCAGGGAGGAGCAACGCAAGAAGAAGGAUGGCAUUUUUCAACGAACGGGUCGCUUCCGUCGCAGCACCUCCCCGCCCAGCCGGACGCUGUCACUGUCUCUGUCCCGCCACCAGGACUCCGCCCUCGCCUGCAUGGACCCUUCUCCCUCCGUCACCCUCCUCUCCCUCUCCUCCCUGUCAGACUGCAACUCCACCAAAUCCCUCCUCCCCUCCGACCUCGACGACCUGGCAUUGACCCCCGGAGUGGGGACGGCCCCCCCGGCGGCGCACCCCGCAAUCUCCCUCAACCCCCUGUUGGAUCUGAGGGCGGAGAGCUUCAAGAGAGAGCCCAACCAGUCCCUCACACCCACACACGUCUCUGCCGCUAUGAACAGGGGUCACAGACGCACCCCCUCCGACGGGGCGAUACGCCCUCGCGCCCAAACCCUGGGGCAUCGCAGGACCCCCUCGGACGGCAGCAUGCCCAUGCCGCCUGCUCCAGGGGCGCCCGCACUCCCGCUGCGCACCGGUUCCAGGGAGACCCUGGACAUCCCCCGUCUCCCUGACCCCUCCAGUGUCUUUCCAAGGGUCCGCCGCAAAGCCCCCGCUCCGCCCGUACCAGUUUCCGUGCAGGAGCCCCCCGUGGCCGUCGUCAGCCCCCUGGAGAGGCCCAAGACCCUGGAGUUCGCCCCACGGCCUCGGCCCACCCCUGCCAAGGUGCGACCGGACCCCUGGAAGCUGGGCUCCCUCUCCAGGACCCUGAGCUCGUCCCCGGGCAGCAGUUGUGACAGUCCCCUGGGCUCCGGGGACAGCAGCACCAGCGCGGCCCGGCCCAACCUCAUGGACAUGGACGUGGAUGGACAGGACCUGGACAGCACCGUGCCCCUGUGUGAACAGCACCAUGUGGCGACGCUGUGUGGACAGAACUAUGGCUAGGCCGCUCUACUGCCACGUUAAUGCCUAGGGGCAGAGCCAUUCCCAGGUCACAUCUCACAGUCUCCCACUGUGCACGCCUAUUCCUGGUGCCCAAUACCUUUGCAAACAGCACCUCCUAGUGGUCACUCUGAAGUCCACUCUCUCCUAGUGGUCACUCCUACUAAGCCUUCUAGUUUACACCCUGUUCUCAUACUGCUCCUAGCGUCCAUCCUGGACUUCUCUUAGUGUCACUCCCAAAGCCACCUAGUGUGGGACAACAUUCCUGUCUGCAGUCCCGCCCUGUCGUUUCCUAGUGACUACUCUACCCUCCCCACUUCCAUGUUUCCCCAUAUUAUUGGCCUUCCGAAAAAGAAACAUAUAAGCCAUUUCCAUACAAACACUUCUUAGUGCUCAUCCUGUCCGUCAUCCACCAGUAGUCCUUCUAAAAACCCACUCCGUUGCAUCUCUCCACCCAGAUGGCACGCCUCUAUCUCUGCCUGCCUCGCAGACCUGGACCGGACACAGAUUCGCGCCUCGCGUCGUGGGUUGGGGAUCGCAGCCGCCGUGGCACAUCGAUUUUACCUGUGCAAUUCCCAAUGCUUUCUUAGCGGGAGCCGCAUGUUGGCGCGCCAGUCCCGACGAGUUUGCAGCAGGAAAACUGUGGCGCGAGCGGCCCACUCCCAAAAAAACGCGCGUGACCAAAAUGGAUCCGUCCCUGUGUGGUUCCCAGCGGAUCAGUGUGACUCCGGCCUUAUUGUGCAUUGACUCCUGGGAGGGUCCACAAGGGCUCCGUGUUAAUAGUUGUACUGUGGGUGUCCCCUCAAAAGACCCCUCCCUCCCACCAACAGGUAGUUGUCGUACAGUUGGUAGAUUUAAUCCCGGGGCACUUAAAAUUCCUCCCAUGGCACUAACGCCCACCCCGCUUACCUCUUUGUAGUGUCUGUAUGGGGACUGUCUCCGUCUCCGUCUACUGCCCCUCCCCUCCCCGAAAGGACUGUGACAGGGAAUAGGCUCCACGGCUAGCAGGGCCUCGUUUCCUGCACUCGGUACACUAAAUUAGUCUGUGUACAAUUCGUUUUUUUUUCUCAAUGCUUGCACCAUUCCAGCCACAGCCUGUUUAGCACUGCAUUUUCUAUUGGUUUGGCUAGUUGUCCCACCUGUGAGGGUGCGCAUGCGCGUGCGCACGUGUGUCUCUUUUGUUACCGCAUGUUAUUAUGUUAUUUAGUGUGAACGUUGUACCGUAGAUGUAGGACAUCCGUAUUAAGAGGGCAGAAACAUGCUUUUCUUCCUCAUUAUCUACCUGUUGUCCUGGCAACAUGGGCCUGUCUCAACGAAGCGUUUCAAAGUAGAAGUGCUGAUCUAGGACCUGGCCUUCCGUGUGAGAAUAACAGACUCUUUCAUUGUGAUCUAAAAGGUGAAACUGAUCCUGUUUCAGCACUCCUAGUCUGAAAGCAUUGCAAUAAAUGGUGAUAAAUACUAAAUACUACCUGUUUCCUAUGAAAAACUACAAUUCCCACAUUCAGUAACCCUAAUGUCGUGCCCUCAUCUUCUGCAUACAGCAUAAUUGGAGGGAAAAACACUGUAUUUGGUUAAAGAGCCAUGUAGCUAUUGAUACUCUCGUCUGCGUCACGUGAAAGACUGGAAAGGACUUGAUGCAAGGUGUUUGGGUUGGGGACGGCUGUGGACUCUCUCAUAGGUCCUAACUCUCUGUCUGGUUGCUGAAAGAUGAAGGAUCCCACUUUAUAACCACACAGUUGGUCAAGGCUACUGACAGUAUUUACUUGACUAUGUGUUUGGGAUUGUUUCUGUGUGAGGGUAUAUGUGGGUGUGUGUGUGUCUGUGUGUGUGGGCGUAUGUGUGUGUGGGCAAGUGUGUGUGGGUGUGUGUGUGGGCAUAUGUGUGUGUGUGUGUUUAACAAUAUAAUUUGUAUGGGAUGUUGACAAUCCCAAAUGGCUGAGCCAAACUCAGCCUUAUUCUCCUUGUGUGGUUAAGAACUCUCAGAGUAUUUAUUAAAAAUGAUUGUUAUAAGUGAAAUAAUGAUUAAUUAUUGUUCUUGUAAUUCUCUUCCUGGAAUAUCUGUAUAUAUUUGUUAAUUUAACACAGACCAAACAAGGACAACCAAUUAAACUACAGAGCGUCGCUCAUGUACGGUAUGACUGCAAUGUCUCUGAUCCGUGACGUUCCAGAAGUCAUGACGAUUGAGUGAUGUGUUGCUGACUGCUGCGGUGUGAUGAUGAAUGAUUGUAAUGAACGACUAAUAAAAGAGGAAGAGAGGUGA
This is a messenger RNA of Esox lucius (northern pike), 7694 nucleotides long. It is a transcript of the gene map3k10, whose product is annotated as mitogen-activated protein kinase kinase kinase 10. Gene Ontology annotation, molecular function: JUN kinase kinase kinase activity; protein binding; ATP binding. Lineage: Eukaryota; Metazoa; Chordata; Actinopteri; Esociformes; Esocidae. The transcript is spliced from 11 exons. The record is from RefSeq and is a predicted model, not a curated record. Gene Ontology annotation, biological process: positive regulation of apoptotic process; protein phosphorylation. Bases 2186 to 5437 code for a protein of 1083 amino acids.